AUGUUCACCGGCUACGCCUCAUCUUAUAUCCUUCCAACACGACUCUUCCCGACAUUGAUUGUGAUUGAAGAAUCCACUAUGGUUCAACCAUCUGAGUUGACGACUUUUACGUCGAAAAUGAGAAGAGAGGAGGUUCCUGUUGAGAUUAGAUAUUUCCUAUUUGGAGAUAUGAAACAAUUGGAACCCUAUAAUACCAUCAAGACUCUCGUUCCCGUUUUGAAAUCUCCAAAUCAGUUACUCUUGGACAGUGGUUUCUUGCCAAGUAGGCUCACUAGAGUCUACCGAUCGCAUCCGGAACUAGUCAAAAUUUUGUCGACUGUUUUCUAUUCGGGACGACUGACACCUGGAAGAUCUCCAGAGGAAGAUUACAUUCAGUGCCAUCUUCCCCAUGACAUUUUCCCUGGUCGAAACCUUGCCCUUCACUUCCAAUUCAACAAUCACAAAUCCAGAAGAGUCGUGCAAUCCAGAGCUAACCGUGGAGAAAUUCAGGAAGUACAAUUUUUGUCGACGAUUCCCCAUUGGCGCCAAAUCCUUCAUUUGGCUGGAUAUGCAUGA
Molecule: messenger RNA, 555 nt
Organism: Caenorhabditis briggsae
Lineage: Eukaryota; Metazoa; Nematoda; Chromadorea; Rhabditida; Rhabditidae
Exons: 2
Coding region: 1-555 (184 amino acids)
Source: RefSeq, a predicted model, not a curated record